This is a messenger RNA of Prorocentrum cordatum, 1302 nucleotides long. NCBI's taxonomy places the organism in Eukaryota, Dinophyceae, Prorocentrales, Prorocentraceae. The record is from the annotation of a GenBank genome assembly.
AUGGCAGAGGCCGCCAAUGAGGCAGAACCGCUUCCGAAGUGGGUCUGCCCGAUUUGCCUGUACGACAAACUGCCACGCGGCAGUGCUGGACGCAGGGCGCACAUCAGGCGUAAGCACAAUGAUUAUUUGGACGUUGGCGUAGUUCUGAGUUGUUCCUGCAGGCACGGAUGCGUCAAGUGCGUGCCAGAGAGCGUGUUGGUCUCUGGCACGCCUGCAGAAGGUUCCAAGAAAGCUGAGCCGCCUCCAUCGAAGAGAACGAAGACAGAGGCCGCCUCCAGCACGGCGGCUGACAUCGUGCAAGCGACGGCUGGGAAGCCACAGGCGGAGGCGCCGACUGCCCCGGAGGCGACGCGCCGCCGCCCCGCGGCCACUGGCCGGCGCAGGCCAGCCCCCCCGGAAGAGACGGAUGACAAACCCGAGGCGAACGAGGAGCUUGACGUCGAGGGCACCGCGCUCAGCGCAGAGGUGUUGAAAGAGACGGUCGAGGUUCUCAGGGCUUCGGACACUGCAGCUGGGGCACUUGUCGCCGCGCAGCUGCAGGGAGCAGCUUUGGCAGCUGGCGACGAGCCCGCAGGCGACCCAGCACAGGGCGCGGCGCUGGCCAUCACUGCGCCAGCAUCUCGAGAGGCUGCCUGGAUCAACGAGCUCGUCGCCAGCGUCCAGAUGACAACAGCCAGCUUGCCGCACGGCUUCAGGCUCGGCGUGGUCUACGGUCCGUCGGGCAGCGGCAAGAGCCGCCUGCUCGCAGCCCUGAGUAUGACGAAGCCGGUCUCGGAGGAGACCGUGGCUGAGCAGUUCGAGGCCGACAUGGCCGUGUGCAGCCACCCAGCAUUUGGCCAUAGCGAAGAAGCCAUUAACUUGCUGAGCGCUGCCGGCCUCAACAAAAUCCCUGCGUGGGUGAGGCCGCUACACUCCAUCUCCAACGGAGAGCGCUCUCGGGCGCUGCUGGCAGUGACCCUCGCGUCGGCCUCGGCAACCCUGAGCAUCGACGACUUCGCCUCCAACACGGACGCGGCGUCCGCCGCGAGCACGGCCCGCUCCCUCGCCGCAUUGGUGAGGCAGCGAGGCUUGCAGAGCGUCUGGGUAGCGACCGCGAACAGGCAGGUGAUCCGUCAUCGAAGACGCCGACGUGGUCGUGUUCGCCAGGAGCAGGCAGGUGGUACCGAAUCCGUGGCCGAGAGGGGAGCGGCGCGCUGGCGUGGAGUGGGACUGGCACGUCACAGACUUCAAAGAGCCAGAGGGGCAGGCACGCGGGACUGCAACCUGGAUUGGCGACGAGUUCAGUGGCGAGCUAAAGGAUGA